CUUUGCUAUGCAGUGGUUUUCAGAUAUGAAGAGAACUAUGCAGAAGCAUUAAAACAUCUUCGGUUAGCGGUGAAGUACGAUCCAAGCGAUGUCAUCGGAUCUCACGGACGUUUAUCGUCAUUCACACAGUUUCUGACAAGUGUGACUUCAGGCAUUCACACUGCAGGUGGCUUGCGUGCCAAGCGGAUUGUCGAAUUCAAAGCGUCACUUCCGAAUGCUUCUGCUAUGAAUCCAUUCGCUGAACAUAAGCUCGUGACAAGUUUCAAAGAUUUGGGAAAGGGGCCGAACAAUGGGGUUGCUGUGGUAGGGAAAAUUGUAUCGACGGUACCUCAUGAAGAUAUUGUACCGAUAACAUCAAUAAUGAUGGAUGCAGACGGUGACUGCGUUGCCGUUUCUGUCUAUAAUUGCGCCCCAUCAUUAACAUUUUUCAUUGGAGACACGGUGGCUGUUGCCGAUCCCUAUGUAACAGAAGUAGAGAAUCUGGAUCUUCCCGAUUCAUCUGAUGUAUCGUUCCGAUCCGUACGAGUACCCAAUCCAUCGAAAAUUUCUCGAAAUGGUGGCUUGCCGAAGUCUACACAACUUGCCCCAUCCCAUUUGAAAAUCUCCGCAUUGUAA
Molecule: messenger RNA, 615 nt
Organism: Cooperia oncophora
Lineage: Eukaryota; Metazoa; Nematoda; Chromadorea; Rhabditida; Trichostrongylidae
Source: the annotation of a GenBank genome assembly